Messenger RNA from Cebus imitator (Panamanian white-faced capuchin), 810 nucleotides. It is a transcript of the gene SELENOH, whose product is annotated as selenoprotein H. Lineage: Eukaryota; Metazoa; Chordata; Mammalia; Primates; Cebidae. Gene Ontology annotation, cellular component: Golgi apparatus. The record is from RefSeq and is a predicted model, not a curated record. The transcript is spliced from 4 exons.
CGUACCUCCCCGUUCCCUUGAUGCAAAGUGGUUGUGCCCUAAGGUCCGCCUCCAGGCCACGUGGGCGCUGCGGACCACGCUUUCCGCUCCUUGGGGAGAGGUUUCCGCUGUGGGAGCUGAGCUUCCGGGCUGCGCGGCGGAGCCGGAGUCUUCGCUGCCGGGUUACGGCUCAGUGGUCGCGUCUCCGCCCCCUAUCCACCAGGUCCGCUGCGUUCUCAGCCCGGCCCUAGGCGCCAUGGCUUCCCGCGGGAGGAAGCGGAAGGCUGAGGCCGCGGUGGUCGCCACGACCGAGAAGCGAGAGAAGCUGGCGAACGGCGGGGAGGGAGUGGAGGAGGCGACCAUUGUUAUUGAGCAUUGCACUAGCUGACGCGUUUAUGGGCGCAACGCCGCGGCCCUGAGCCAGGCGCUGCGCCUGGAAGCCCCAGAACUUCCAGUAAAGGUGAACCCAGCCAAGCCCCGGAGGGGCAGCUUCGAGGUGACGCUGUUGCGCCCGGACGGCAGCAGUGCGGAGCUCUGGACUGGGAUUAAGAAGGGGCCCCCGCGCAAACUCAAAUUCCCUGAGCCUCAAGAGGUGGUCGAAGAGUUGAAGAAGUACCUGUCGUAGUGAGAUUUGGGUAGAAGUCCUCAUGCUGAGCUUUAUGUCCCUGGUGAUGUUGGAACAUUAAUGAUGGAACAUGGCCAAACUUCAGUCAUGUGCCUGAAGCCAUGGUUUCUUCCCCGCCAGAAAUGAAGGUUCAGUUGUGAGACAGCCCUCUAGUAAGGCAUUGCUAAAGUUACUGGAUUUGGUUGAAUAAAAGUUGAAAUAAAGUA